This is a messenger RNA of Anarrhichthys ocellatus (wolf-eel), 4472 nucleotides long. RefSeq names its product TSC22 domain family protein 2-like. Gene Ontology annotation, biological process: regulation of transcription by RNA polymerase II. The transcript is spliced from 3 exons. The record is from RefSeq and is a predicted model, not a curated record. The coding region runs from base 678 to 2834 and encodes 718 amino acids. Lineage: Eukaryota; Metazoa; Chordata; Actinopteri; Perciformes; Anarhichadidae.
CUUGUCAAGAGUGACUGAGAGAGGGAGGCAACUGUGGGCGCUGUUUAGAUUCUCAUUUGUUUUAAAAGCUGGAAUUUAAGAGCGUUUUCCUCUCUCGAUCGACCGUUUGCUUCAAAGUAAGUGUCGCCACCGAAUGACUUUAAGUCGGUGAGGUGAGGGGAUACAGAAGGACUCCUCUCGGCGAGAUGUCUCACAUACUUGUUCCGACGUAGGGGGAGUGUGCAGCAGCCAGUUGGCUUCACUCGCUAGCUAGCUCAGAGAGUGGAGGGAUGCGGGCCCUCCUCAGCCUAAAGUAGGUCCUGCAGCUGGGCAACACACUGCGACAACGGCCGUUUGACAACCGCACAACCGGGACAUCCGUAGGCCGAUCUGGGACCGACAGAAAGCUCUGGAUCUAUCGCCCUACAGGCGGCUGGUAUCGGUGUCUGAAGCCGCAUUGCUGGACAGGGCGACACGACGUGUUGCGUUAUGGGCUCAUGAAACGCAACAGGAGACCGAGAGAGGAAGAGGGAUGGCGUAGAUUCCUAUUGAUUACAGUUAUCGUUCGCCAGGCUGAGUAAAAUAGACGCAAGUUUGCUGUUUAAUAUGAUAUAAGCCCAUAGAAGUGGCAUCCGGCUCUUCCCUUUCUGACGGAGGAUAAACAUAGCCAUACUGGACUUUGAAAUCAGGCUGUCAAUAUGUCGAAAAUGCCGGCCAAGAAGAAGAGCUGUUUUCAGAUCACUAGUGUGACUCAGGCCCAGGUGGCGGCUAUCGGUGCCGCCGACGACACGGAGAGUCUGGAGGACCCGGACGAGUCCCGGGCUGAAGACGUGUCGUCAGAGAUCUACGACAUGUCGCGGGCCGAGUACGAGCCCGCGUGUGGCAGAAGUUCAUCCGAAGAAGCCCUGAAUAAUGUCGGGGAGCCAGAGGCGAUCAGUGUUAUGGCGCCGUCGCACAUACCUCAAGCCGGGCAGUUGUCCGCGCUAUCGGGCAAUCUCACAGGGGAGUUCCGGAAGGUGGGAGUGUCGGGCUCAACUCCAGGUGGACAGCAGCCGCCGCCGGGGAUCGGCGCUCGGCCCGGGGCAAUGCAGCAACAGCCUGCUCCAGCAGCCGGCGCUGGGCCAGCCGGUGUGUCGGUAAACGCAUCCCAACCUGCAGCUCCACCAGUCACCUCCACGGUUAGCUGCACCUCGCGCUUCAGGGUCAUUAAACUCGAUCAUGGUACCGGAGAACCCUUUCGAAGAGGCAGAUGGACUUGUACGGAGUUUUAUGAGAAGGACUCCGAUAGCUCUGCUGUGACCAGGACUGUAGACGGCAUUAGGCACGCCAGUGCGACGACACUGGACCCGGCUGCAGACAGAGACAGUGGGCUUGGGCAUACUGGAGGCUCUGUGGUGACACACUCGGGUCAGGGCUUGGGCUCUGUGGCGGAUGCUUCUCUCUCUUCACCCCGCAUGCAUUCGGUGGAGACGCCACCUCAGCAACAGCAGCAGCAGCCACAAAUCCACCAUCAAAACUAUGGUGCCUGGCCACAGGGCGUUAGUGGGUCCGCCACACAGAGUGCUUUCUCCAGCAGCAAGCCAGUGGGAGGUAUCCAGCCUUCUGCUCCCCAGAGCGCCUUGCCCGUCGGACAAAACGGCCUGCCUCAAUCGGUUGUCCACAUACAGAAGUCCCCCAUCAUGCCUCCUUCAGCCCAGCCUGUUGCUUACCCUCUGCAGCAGCAGCAACAGCAGCCUCCUAUGGGCCACCACCUGACCAGCCAGUCUUCUGGACUGCCUGUGGGACAAGGACACCCUUCGCUCUUGCCUCCGGCCUCUGGAGGCCCUUCUGUGCCAAGUCAGGUUGGAGAUGUUGCAGGAGGUGGAUCUGUACCUACUGGACAGCCGGCUCCAGGCCUCUUGCAGACUGGAGGAAUGGGGGCUGUCGGAGGCUCCGUGCUGGUUGGUGGAUCCACAAUGCAGCAGCACGCUGCGAGUCAGUAUACAACCGCUGGACAGCCUCAGCCCCACGGCCUCCACCCCACAUCCUCCGGUGUACAAAACGUGCCUGCCAUCGCAGUGAGCUCCGGUGUGCCCACCGCUGUGCCCGCUGCUGUGCCCAGUGCCUCCAGUGCAGCCUUGCCAAAUGUGACAACUUCCAGUUUGCCUCCAGGUCAGAUACCCCACAGCAAGACUCUAAUGGCUUUGGGGAUGCAGGGCCUCCCGGUGACUGGAUUUGGACAUAUGGAGGGUGGUGGAGGGAAGUCGGAGGGUCUCGUCAACGCACAUUCUCCUUUCGUCUCUGGGAAGGAACCGAUGAAGGCCUUCAUGCCUGAGAGCCUGCAGCUCGCCACUCCGACUGUCAACAGCCUGUUUGGAAUCCACAUACCUGGCGACGGGGAUGUGGACAGGGCCUCGGGAACCAAUGUUGCUGCCAUUGAUAAUAAAAUUGAACAGGCAAUGGACCUGGUGAAAAGCCAUCUGAUGUACGCGGUGCGUGAGGAGGUGGAGGUCUUAAAGGAGCAGAUCAAGGAGCUGUUUGAGAGGAACUCUAUGCUGGAGAAGGAGAACGCUGUGUUGAAAUCUCUCGCCAACAGCGAGCAGCUGUCUCAGCUGCCCGCUCAUUCGGCCACCAGCUCCGGCACCACGCCCCCCCAGCAAGGACUCAGCCAGCCUCAGCAGCAGGCCCAGCCUCAGCAGCAGGCCCAGCCUCAGCCUCAGCCGCAGUCACAGCAGCAGCAGCAGCAGCAGCAGCAGCAGCAGCAGCAGCAGCAGCAGCAGCAGCAGCAGCAGCAGCAGCAGCCCAAACCCCAGCAGCUCCAGACUCAGCUCGAUCCCAGCCAACAACAAAUGCAACCCAACGUCACCUCCGCUUGAAGUGCAUCUGCCCUGCUUCGCAAAGGGCAGGAAAAAGAAAAAAGAGCAUCUGCUCUACAACUUAUUACAAAUAGUCUAUGUGAAAUUAAAAAGAAGAAAAAAAAAAAAUAACUUUGUCUUCUUCGCCACCAGCUUGACCACAAAGUACAGUGUGUGUGUGUGUGUGUGUGUGUGUGUGUGUGUGUGUGUGUGUGUGUGUGUGUGUGUGUGUGUGUGUGUGUGUGUGUGUGUGUGUGUGUAAGCAAGUGUGACUGAAUUGGUGUUGGAAUGUAAGUGUGUAUGCAUCUGUACUGUGGGCCUUUCCAGUGUUAAUGCAAUCAUCGAGAGAGAGAGAGAGAGAGAGAGAGAGAGAAAGUGUGUGUAGAGACAGAGUAUCAGGGAAGGUCGCGGUGUUUGUUUUCAUCUUGCCGAUGUUCCCGCAGCGGUUGACUGCUGGGUCCAAGCUCGGGGACCAGAAUGUCUUUUCUUGGACCAGGCGCCGAGCCGGACCGGUUCACGACCUGACCUGAGACCUGCUCAAGCCGUGGGUGUGUUGGAAAGGGAGGGGCUUCAGCUCGCAUAAGGGACGGACGGAGUGGUUGUCAAAAAGAGCGACUAUUUUUUUAAAUGAGAUAAUUGAGUGGGUGAAGGGGUAUUUUUUUAGCCUUGCUGUUUCAUGUCGUAAAGUAAGAAGAGGGGGAGAGAGAGAGAGAGUCUGUUCUUCGGAGCGCCACACCGCUGCCGUUACUGUCACAUUAAGUCCAACUCUUGCAUCGGUCUUUUGAGUUCUACUGUUGAGUGUCUUUAUUUAUUACAGGGCUGCUAUUCUCAUAAAUGAACAAGUUCACAACACCUGUCUAACCGUAGCCCGGUGGCUUGUUUCCUCUUCUACAAUGUUUCAACAGAUUCUCCAUUCGUCCCGGGGGCAACGCUUUAACAUCGUAGGCAAAACAAAAAGAAAGAAAUCUGACAAAUGUUUAACACUAACUCAAAUUAUACGCUGCAAUUGCCAAUUCAUAGCUCGUCAAGAUCCAGUAUGAAUGUACGUUUAUUUUUUUUUGUAUAAUAAAGUAUUAAGAGCCUUGACGGGUGACACUUCAGCCGUUGACAUCAAAUCUUAAUGUGAGCCUGCAGAAUUUAUUUGAUGAAGAUUAAAUUCUGUUGGUUUCAUCUAAAAGUGAAUUAGUAUUGCCAUCACCCCCCUCCCCUCCUUCAUUUUCUUUCUCCCAAUGUUUGUCCUGAGGGGGAUCAGGGGGGAAAGCUGUGAAAUCAUUCAACCUACUUUGUAACCAAAGAUGCAAAGCUGUGUAAAUUGAUUAUUUUUAAAUGCACACAUGUAUUUCAUUUCUUUUGUUACUUCCUUCUUCACAAACUAUUUUGUUGCUGUUCAGCAUGUUCUGCAUGAUCUGUAAUCUUCAAACCACUUUCUUACCUCAUUUUUAUUCAGCACUCUUGUUGUGAGAUAGUCUGUGAACAGUGUAAAUGGGGCGAAAUGAUGCGGAGCAGAGAGAAAAAUAACCUAGUGUGACUGACACUAGUCGCAGAAAAAUGAAGUGAGCCAUGUUUGUUCAUUAAAUGGUGUUUGAAUUUCAUAUGCCAAUAGUUUUGUUACAUUGCAAAUUUUAAUGUAUUUAAAUAAAAGCAAUAUUCAGAUUCCAA